This is a messenger RNA of Marmota monax (woodchuck), 722 nucleotides long. RefSeq names its product trafficking protein particle complex subunit 5 (gene Trappc5). Gene Ontology annotation, cellular component: TRAPPIII protein complex; TRAPPI protein complex; TRAPPII protein complex. The transcript is spliced from 2 exons. Gene Ontology annotation, biological process: endoplasmic reticulum to Golgi vesicle-mediated transport. Lineage: Eukaryota; Metazoa; Chordata; Mammalia; Rodentia; Sciuridae. The coding region runs from base 123 to 689 and encodes 188 amino acids. The record is from RefSeq and is a predicted model, not a curated record.
UAAAGAAGUGUGGCCGAACCGACGGCCUCAGUUCCCGGUGAGAUUCCGCCCGCCUGCCCGCGACCCCUGCCCGGGCCAAGCCUCGACCGCUCCCCGACCCCUGCCCACGGGGCCGCAGCGGCAUGGAGGCGCGCUUCACGCGCGGGAAGUCUGCGUUGCUGGAGCGCGCACUGGCGCGGCCGCGCACUGAAGUGAGCCUGAGCGCCUUCGCGCUGCUCUUCUCCGAACUGGUGCAGCACUGCCAGAGCCGCGUCUUCUCGGUGGCUGAGCUGCAGGCGCGCCUGGCCGCGUUGGGCCGCCAGGUGGGCGCGCGCGUCCUUGACGCACUGGUGGCUCGGGAAAAGGGGUCCCGGCGGGAGACCAAGGUGCUGGGUGCGCUGCUCUUCGUCAAGGGGGCCGUGUGGAAGGCGCUCUUUGGCAAGGAGGCUGACAAGCUGGAGCAGGCCAAUGACGACGCGCGCACCUUCUACAUCAUCGAGCGGGAGCCGCUCAUCAACACCUACAUCUCGGUGCCCAAGGAGAACAGCACCCUCAACUGUGCCAGCUUCACGGCCGGCAUCGUGGAGGCCGUACUCACACACAGCGGCUUCCCUGCCAAGGUCACGGCGCACUGGCACAAGGGCACCACGCUCAUGAUCAAGUUUGAAGAGGCCGUCAUUGCCCGAGACCGGGCCCUGGAGGGCCGCUGAGCCCGGGAGAUAAAGGAUGCAGAAAGCCCCUUU